Molecule: messenger RNA, 3738 nt
Organism: Beta vulgaris subsp. vulgaris (sugar beet)
Lineage: Eukaryota; Viridiplantae; Streptophyta; Magnoliopsida; Caryophyllales; Amaranthaceae
Exons: 7
Coding region: 1689-3500 (603 amino acids)
Cellular component (GO): nuclear pore
Source: RefSeq, a predicted model, not a curated record
GUUGUUUUUUUUUUUUUGUAGGAUUAAUGCUGUUAUUAGUUGAUUGCAAUGUGUUUGAUGAAAUUUUUAUAUGCUUAUGCAUCUCUGUAUCCCCUGUUUUUUCAUCUUAUUAUGUGUAUGUGUUUGAUACCAUGUUUGUCCAAGAUCAAAUGCUGUUAUUAGAUUCUUGUUUUCUUUGCUAGAAUUUUGGAUUAAUAGAAUUGAGAAAUUUGUAGGGUUAGUGAUCACAAUGAUCUUUUAGUAUAAUUUCAAACAAUUUUGAUGUGUGAAUUGUGAUGUGCAAUUUCAAAUUAUUCUGGGAAGAAUUAUUGUCGGUUGUGGGUGUCGGUUUCUUUUUUUUUUCUUUUUACCUUCUUUUUUUGGUGGGUGGUUGUGGUGCUUAAAUGGCAAUAUAAAAUGGUUUCUGCAUCUAGUAACCAAUCACUUUCCAGAUUCGAUGAAGAUGCCCUUUUUGGUUUUCUAAUGGUGGGUGUGGAGUGGCAAUUUUAAAUAAUUCCAAUGUUCUUCAUAUGCUAAUUUUUUUGUCCUUUUGGAUUGUAUUCUAUUUAGAAGUUUGAUUUGUUCAUUUUGCUUUUGUGUGUUAUGUAUUUUGGUCAUAAACUCAUACUUCAUAGAUGAGUUAGAAAAUGCACAAAGAAUACGAUGUUGCGAAUGCAGAUUUUUAAAAAUGGUGCUCAUGAAAUAUUCUUUACAACUGGAAUCAUCAUUCAUAAGUUAAUUGAAGGCACAAAUUAGCUUUGAGGUUGGUUAACAUCAUAGUAACAUAGAGAUAGCUCGCUUUUAGGAGUCAUGAUGAUGAAAUGUUGCUUUUAUUGCAAUCUUGCUAAGAGCACUCUUAUAACUCUUGGAACCAAGGGUUUAUAUCUCUUGUAGUUUGUAGAUAUGAUAUGGCUUAUUUCGAACGUGGUAAAUGUUUGAUACUGUCGUAAUGUAGAACACAUUCCCAUUUGUGGGGACUAGAGGAAGUUGUUCCACAAGUAGCACUUUGAUUUUUUUGUCCUGUUUUCUUUAACAUCAUUUGCACUUGGAUUCAUUUUGUCUACCUCGGCCUUUAUAAAGUCCUUUCUUGACAAUGUAGCAUUUUGAAUAAUGUUACGUAUCAUCAUUUGAUCUUAUUGCUUUGGAGAGUGCAUGAUGAAAUGUCAGCCUUUUCAUUUCUUUCCUUUACGCUUGCUUAUCCUUGAUGAUGUUGUGUGAUUUUAGUUGUGUCAUUAUUUGUUGCAUCACUUAGUGGUAUAUGAUGUUUGAAUCAUAACAUAGUAUUGGUCUGUUAAUUUACUUGUGAAAUUUGUUUUCUGCACAUCUCUUGCUUUAUAAUAUCCUUCUGUAAUUCCUAGCUGAUUAUAAGUCAAUGUUCUCUUGCAGAUAAUAUAUAGACUGAGCGUGUGUUAAGAGGAUCAGCUGAAUAUUCACAAUACAGGUCAGAGGAGGCAGUUCAAGAUCCUAAAGCGCAGGAACCCACUACAGUUGUAGAUAAGGAUGACGAUUUAGAGGAUUCUGAUUAUGAAUCUGUGAAAGAUUCAACAUCGUCCCAGGACGAUUUCCAGCCUGCUGAGGAUGAGAAAUUAGAAGGAGCGUCUGAUGUUCCAAAUAAGAUUUCGAAGACAGGUUCAUCUGAACUUCUGUCUAGUGAAUUGAAGGUUCGGGGUACUCAUGAAAACAGCAUUUCAGGUGUAAAACAGAAGCCAAUGAAGUCCAAUGGUUUGAAAGUACUUGCAAAAGGCUCUUCUGAUAACAAUAAUUCCUCAUCAUCUGAAUGUUCUGAAGUAACUGAGGAUAAGCGUCUUGAAGAAUUGAACCAAGAUACGUUGGAUGAGGCCUCAAAUGACAUAAAAAGUAGCAAUAGUGGUGAUGAUCAUACUAUUGGUGCUGAAGAUGAUGGGAAACUCAAGCAGGAAAGAGCAGCCUUAAAACAGAAGGCUGAGAUCAUGGAAGAUAGGAUUGAGAAACUAGAAGAUGAACUCAGAGUAGUUGCAGCUCUUGAGAUCUCACUUUAUUCUGUGAUACCGGAGCAUGGCAGCUCCGCUCAUAAGGUGCAUACACCAGCUCGACGCCUUUCUAGACUUUAUAUACAUGCUUGCAAACAUUGGACUCGAAGUAAGAGAGCAACAAUUGCUAAAAAUACUGUUUCAGGGCUCAUUUUGGUUAGCAGAACUUGUGGAAAUGAUGUUGCAAGGUUGACGUUUUGGCUGUCUAACACUGUUGUCCUGAGGGAAAUCAUCUCACAAACAUUUGGCACAUCUGGUCAGACUAGCCCGGCAAGGUUCCAUGUAUCAAAGGGUAGUACCAAAUCUGAAGGAAAUGCGUUUUCUAGGAACUUGAAGGGGAAUUUUGGUGGAAAGCAAGUGAAUAAGAUUACCACGCUGUUUGAAGAUUGGGAGGAGACAAGCACGUUCACCUUUGCUUUAGAAAAAAUUGAGUCAUGGAUUUUCUCUCGGGUCGUUGAGUCAGUGUGGUGGCAGGCACUAACUCCAAAUAUGCUAUCGCCUAUUGAGGAGUUGAUCAACCAAAAGAGAAUUGGAAAAUUGUUAGGUCCGUCAUUGGGAGAUCAUCAACAAGGAACGUUAUCGAUUGAACUAUGGAAUAAUGCAUUUCAGAGUGCUUUUGUUAGGCUUUGUCCUGUCCGCGCUGCAGGGCAUGAAUGUGGUUGUCUGCCAGUAGUGGCAAGGAUGGUGAUGGAACAAUGCAUUGGAAGGUUAGAUGUGGCUAUGUUCAAUGCCAUACUACGGGAAUCUGCACAUCAGAUGCCUACAGAUCCCGUUUCAGAUCCUAUAGUAGACUCGAGAGUUCUACCAAUUCCAGCUGGGGAGUUCAGCUUUGGCUCUGGUGCACAACUAAAGAAUUCAGUUGGCAAUUGGUCUAGGUGGUUUUCUGACCAUCUUGGCAUGGAGAUGGACUCCCUUCCAACAGAUGAUCCUGAAACCAAUGACCACAAUGAUCAGAUUAUACAUGCUAAAACUAAAUGUUUCUGCCUUAUCAAUGAACUGAGUGAGCUCCUGAUGCUUCCUAAAGAUAUGCUUACGGACCGCUCUAUUAGAAAAGAGGUUUGCCCUUCAAUUAAUCUGGGUGUCAUCAAACGGAUCCUUUGCUACUUCACUCCAGAUGAGUUCUGUCCAGAUCCUGUACCUGGAGAGGUCUUAGAGGCACUAAAUGCCGAGAGUUUUGUGGAGCGAAAAUUUGCUGGAGAAUCUUCUGGAAGCUUCCCUUAUGCAGCCCCUAUUGUUUCUUACUUUCCUCCAUCAUCCAAUGAUGUUUCAGAGAAAGUUGCCGAGGCAGGAGGUAAUAAACCUCAAGUUGAAAGGAAUGUGUCUAUGGUACAAAAGAAAGGUUAUAUGAGCGAUGACGAAUUGGAUGAUCUAGAUUCUCCAUUGGAGUCUUUCAUUGAGCAAUCAUCGCCUCGUACUUUGCAAGGUGGCAAUGCGUGUUUGAAAUCUAAGGAACAAAUAAGCUGCGGAGAGAGUACAAGGUAUGACCUACUCCGCGAGGUUUGGUCUACGUAGAUGCUGAAGGUGUUACUCAAAUUAUGUCUACCACCUUUGUUCAUUCUUGUAAUUGUAUACGUAAUGUGAGGAUGUAUGCUAGCUGAAACAAUUAUGAAUCUGGAACAAACAUCGUAUGUUAUAUACAUGAUGCUGCCUGAGUGUCCGCGCUGAGUAUAGGGAAUUGCAUUUUUGAGUUAUACUUAACAUGUAAAGAAUAAACAUCUUCGAUGUCAAAAAAAAAAAAAAAAAGAAUAAA